AUGCAGGCAGAGAACCCUCAAAAAGAAUCCCCCCUAGGGGGGCCCCAGGCUGGGGCCCCUGUGCAUGUUGUACAGGAAACAGACGGAGCUACUACAUCAAAUAUAAGAACAAACUACAGCAGCAGCAGCAGCAACAGCAGCAACAGCAUCAGCAACGGAGUGUUCUCUGCAGCAGCAAUAACGUCAAAACAGAGUCCUGUAACACAGGGCGCUGCUGCUGCUGCUGCUCCUGCUCUGCCGGCUGAUGUGGCAGCAGCAGCUGCUGCUGCUCCUGCUGGGCUGGCUGAUGUGGCAGCAGCAGCAGCUGCUGCUGCUACAUCUGCUCCCGCUGCAGAUUCGGCGGUGUCUGCUGCAGCAGGAGAGGAGGUAACUGCUGCUGCUGCAGCAGAGGCGGUAUCUGCUGCAGCAGCAGCAACGGAGAUGUCUGCUGCGGCAGCAGCAGCGGAGAUGUCUGCUGCAGCAGCAGCAGAGGCGGUGUCUGCUUCUGCAGCAGCAACAGGUGCAGUAUCUGCUGCAACAGCAGCAGAUACCGAAGCUAUUUCUAGCAGCGCUGCAUUUACUUUCUUAGGAUGUGAGUUAGGAAGAGAGGAAGAUAAACCCGAGGCCCCUUGGGGGCCCCCUGAGUGCAGCAGAACCUACAGGAAGCGCAGCAGGGGCCCCUGCAGCAAUGCAGCAGAGAAGACUCGUUUCUCAGAAGCAGCAGCAGCAGGAGCAGCAGCAGCAGAAACAGAAGAAGCAGAAACAGAAGAAGCAGAAACAGCAGCAGCAUCAUCAGCCACAUACGGCAGCCGAAGAAAGAGGUUUAAGGGGUCAGCAGGCAGCAGCAACAGCAGCAGCAGCAUAAACAGCAGCAGCAGCAGCAAUAACAACUCAUUGAUGCAUCCUCGUUCUCGUUUCUUUGGGGGCCCCCUGAACUUUCAGAAGUUGGCGGAAGAGGCCCCUGAUUUGCAUGCAUUUAUAAUUAAAAGUAGAAAUAAGAAAGAAGCAACGUUUGAUUUUCACAGUAGAGAGGCGCAGCUAUCGCUGUGUAUUGCUUUAUUCAGGUGUAUAUACAGCUUGAGCUUCUCUCUCCCUCUACAUCACAACCUUCUUAUUCCCGCUUUACCUAACCGCAGCAACUAUAUCCACUUCCUCGCUGAUCUUCUAUCACCUGAAGAGGGUUUAGCUUCCCCUAGGGGGCCCCCCAUCCCUGGGGGGGCCCCCUACCUAUUGAUACCCCCUUCAUUAGCUGCAGCAGCAGCAGCAAACGAAGCAGACACGCAGCACGUGGGGGCCCCCCAUCAGGGGGCCCCCCAUCAGGGGGCCCCUAAUGAAAGAAGUGGGGGCCCCCCGAGGGGCCCCCAAGUGAGGAUAAUGGAUAUUGGUGUAGGAGGCAAUUGUGUAUACCCUUUGCUCGGCGUUUCUGAUUAUAGUUGGUCGUUUGUUGGUUCAGAUAUAUCUGAAUUAUCGUUAUCAGUGGCUGAGGAGAAUGUGCGAGCAAAUAAAUACGAGGUGUAUAUACAGCUGAGGCAGCAGCAGCAGCAGCAGCAGAUCUUUAAAGGGGUUGUAUUCGAUGCUGACCCCCUAUUUGCUGCUUCUGUUUGCAACCCUCCUUUUUAUGCAAAUGAAGAAAGCGUCGGUAUAAACCCAAGAAGAGAAAAAGGUGGAAGGGCGCAUGAAUUAAUUUGUGAAGGGGGAGAAGAGGCUUUUCUGAGGUGUAUGUACACCGAAAGCAAACAAUUCGCAAGACAUUUUAUUUGGUUUACUUCGCUCGUCGCCAGGGCCUCCACACGAAAUCAAAUUAAAAGACUUAUUCAACAGGGGAUGCGACAAGCAGGCAUCAAGCAGAAAAUAGCGAUGGACAAACACUUGCAAACCUGGGUCAGCAAAUACAAUAGUUGCAGCAGCAACUGCAGCAGCAGCAGCAGCAACAACUGCAACAGCAACGGCUGCAACACAAACAACAGCAAUAAUGAGACCAGCACCAACUACAGCAACAACACUGGCAACACCAGCAACGUCAGCAGCAACAGCAGCAACAGCGCGAACAGCAGCAGCAGCAGCAGCAGCAGCAGCGAAGUGCAGGAGGAGGUGGAGAUGCAUCCUCGGGAGUUGCGAGUGUUCGACUUAUUUCAGGGGAAGCAAACUCGAUGGGUUGUUUGCUGGACAUUCUGGACAGCAGACCAAAGGAGGGUUCUGCGGCAGUUAAUAACAAAAGAAUAA
Eimeria acervulina is the source of this 2202-nucleotide messenger RNA. RefSeq lists its product as hypothetical. The record is from RefSeq and is a predicted model, not a curated record. The coding region runs from base 1 to 2202 and encodes 733 amino acids. Gene Ontology annotation, biological process: rRNA base methylation. The transcript has a single exon. Lineage: Eukaryota; Apicomplexa; Conoidasida; Eucoccidiorida; Eimeriidae. Gene Ontology annotation, molecular function: 23S rRNA (adenine(1618)-N(6))-methyltransferase activity.